GGAGAAGGCUGGGGGUGGUGGGAAAAGUUGGGGUUAUGCACUCGACGGGAAGAUCCAGGGGACCAAAAGAUAGCGCGGGGGAGAAGAGGAGAGACGCGAGAUAGAGGGCGCAUGACCGCCCGCAACAGUCCACCGCCCAUCUCCAAAACGCCGGCGACGCCGCAUACCUACAUACCUACGUACGUACCGAGGCGGCGGCGGGCGAGACAACGACGGCACUACAUUAUCUGACAGUGACCGGGCCAAGGGACUAAGAUGAUACCAGGCACCCCCAAAGACCUUAUCUGUCACGCACCGCCUCCCCGCGGCCUAUCUCCACCACCACCUGUCUCCCUCCCCCCCCCUUCCCUUGAACCACGCGCCCUCACAGCGUCGAGGUCUCCGCGGGGGCGAGGCUGCUUGCUUGGGAAUGACGUCCGUGGCAUGGGGGGUUGGGGUGUUCACAAGUGAGAUAGUAGACCCAGGACUGCUUAUAUAGACUGUGCACGACGCUUGACGUCUCGAGAGGAUGGUUCCGAAGCGUUGACAUCACGUUGUUGCCCUGCUCCCCCUUGCCACCGCCGGCUCAGAGAUAAGAAAGCAAUCCGGCCGGAGAGAUAGCAGAUAAAGGGAACAAAAAAACGAUGGCCUCCGAUAACACGCCGUCACCGUCGCCCAACGAGACGAGCGCUCUGCUCCCGAAAUCCACCAGCCGGAUCUCCAUCCCGGGCUUCUUCCGCUCCGCCUCGCUCUUCUCCCUCUCCAAGGCCGACCAGGCCCUCGGCCAGUCCGCACCAUUGGGCGACCGCCUGCCCUACAACGACUACACCACCAUCGAUUGGCUCCGCGACCUGACCAAGGAUUCGUCUCGCGCCCGCCGUCUCCACGCCCGCCCGGGCAUCCGCGGCCGGCUGUUGCGCUGGUUCGACCAGAGCCAGGGGUGGAUCGCCGCCGCCGUCAUUGGCCUGCUGACGGCCCUUGUCGCCUUCGUUGUCGACGUCUCCGUGGCGACGGUGAGCGACUGGAAGGAGGGCUACUGCGGGAGGAACGCGUUCCUCGACCGGGGGCGGUGCUGCUGGGACGUCGCCGAAACCGACGUGUGCGAUGCGUGGAGGCCCUGGGUCGACGGGGAGCGGGAGGGUGGAUCGUACCUCACCGGCUACGCCAUCUACGUCCUUUUUGCGCUGCUGUUUGGCGUCGUCGCGGGAAACGUAACGAUGACGACAAAGACGUCUCUCCCAGCCGUCGACGCCGACAGCGUGGUCACGAAAGGCACCAUGGCAGAGGGCAAGAUGAUGUACAUGGCUGCAGGCAGCGGCAUCCCUGAGAUCAAGACGAUUCUCUCGGGGUUCGUCAUCCCCCACUUCCUCGACCUCAAGGUGCUGGUCGUCAAGGCCGUCGGUGCCACGUUUGCCGUCUCGACGGGCAUGUGUCUGGGAAAGGAGGGCCCCUUUGUACACAUCUCGACCUGCGUCGGCUGGCUGGUAGCCAAUUGGUUCCCCAAGUACCGCGACAACCCGCGCAAGAUGCGGGAGAUGCUGAGCGUAGCGUGCUCGUCUGGUCUGUCUGUGGCAUUCGGCGCGCCGAUUGGCGGUGUGUUGUUCAGCUAUGAGGAAAUCAGCACGUACUUCCCACGACGUGUCUUGUGGAAGGCCUUUCUCUGUUCUCUCAUUGCGGCCAUCGCGCUAAAGGCCUUGAAUCCCACAGGGACAGGCAAGCUGGUGCUGUUUGAGACGAACUAUGGCGUCGACUACGACCCCGUCCACUACAUCGUAUUCGUGUUCCUCGGGCUCUGCGGCGGAGUGUUUGGCGGCGUUUUCUGCCAGGCCAAUUUUCUGUGGUCGAAACGCUUCCGCAAGUACGACAUCGUCAAGAAACACCCCGUCUUCGAGCUGUGCGGCGUCGUCCUCGUCACCGCCCUGCUGCAGUACCCCAACAUCCUCAUCCGCGACACGGGCGACGUGUCGCUAUCCAAGCUGCUGGUCGACUGCAAAGAUCCGACGGGCGACUGGAUCUGCGAGCAGGAGCAGGGCAGCGACAAGACAGCGCACAUGCUGCGGCUGGCGGGCGGCGCCGUCAUCAAGCUCCUGCUGACCAUCAUUACCUUUGGGUGCAAAGUCCCCUCGGGUAUCAUUAUCCCCGCGCUGGAUGGCGGCGCCCUGUUCGGCCGGCUUGUUGGUCAGUUCAUCGGGGAUAUAUCGCCCGGCAUCUUCGCCAUGGUUGGAGCGGCAGCUUUCCUCGCGGGCGUGAGCAGGAUGACGGUGAGUCUAGCAGUCAUCAUGUUCGAGCUGACGGGCGAGGUGACGUAUGUACCGGCCUUCAUGUGCGCCAUCUUGACGGCCAAGUGGGUUGCGGAUGCCAUCUCGUCCGAGUCCGUGUACGACCUCUCACAGCACCUGCUAGGCCACCCGUUCCUUGACGCGGAGCAGGCCUAUGAAGUCGUCCGUCACCGAGAGGCCACGGCCCGCGAACUGAUCCCGCCGCCGGCAACAAUGAAGGAGAUCACCCUUUGGACGGGACGGGGGUAUCGAGUGCGGAAAGGCGUGCUUGCAGAGAAGCUGCGGAAGCUCAAGGGCAGAGGGCUGAUGGACGCGGGACUCGUAUUGGUCAACGCUUCCGGCCUGCUUUUCGGCUACUGGCCCGAGGUGGAAAUAGAGUACGCCUUACAGAUGGAAGAUGAGGGCGAGGAGGAGAUUGACGUGCGCAGCGAGACCAUGACGGAGCUGAUUGACCGGACGCCCAUCACCGUCAGCGCCGAGGCGCCCAUGGAGUAUGUUCUGGAGAUGUUCGGGAAGCUGGGGCCGAGGUACAUCAUCAUCGUCGAGCCGGAGACCGCCAAGGUGCUGGGCGUCGUGCUCAAAAAGCGGCUGCUAGACUUUUUAGAUCGGGUAAAGGAACAUUGAUGCAUUGGCUGGGACUUUUUAGGCGUAAAAAUUUAGCGCGGGUUGUGUUUUCGGGAGAUUUCGUGUCUGAAAGAAUCUGUAUGCGUUCCUCUCGUUUGCAGUCUGAAAAGAAAGAAACUGGUCAAAUUGUCAUAGGCGCUGUGUCGGGGCGUGGUCCUACCGUGCCUUGUUCGGUCUAUAGUGCCGCGCUUGUCAUGAUGCCGAAGGUAGGGCUGAGUCGGUGGCUUUUCCCGGAGCAUUCAAUUGCCCCGGCCAUAGUUUUCUUUGGGCCCUUCUCGUGUCGUUGUCGUCCUUGCCAACCU
Molecule: messenger RNA, 3184 nt
Organism: Colletotrichum destructivum
Lineage: Eukaryota; Fungi; Ascomycota; Sordariomycetes; Glomerellales; Glomerellaceae
Product: Putative CBS domain, chloride channel, voltage gated, chloride channel, core, CBS domain superfamily
Exons: 2
Coding region: 624-2882 (752 amino acids)
Biological process (GO): transmembrane transport; chloride transport
Cellular component (GO): early endosome; plasma membrane; Golgi apparatus
Molecular function (GO): voltage-gated chloride channel activity
Source: RefSeq, a predicted model, not a curated record